CUCUCAGCCAGUGAGAUGACAGUGUCUAUGCAAAAUGGGGGAUGGUGGGAGUUGCUGUCCCACAAGGGACCACUCCCAAAGUCUACGUCUUCUUCAGGAAAACUUCCCAGUGCCACCUUCCCUUUAGCAUGUCCACAGGUAAGAGGUUGCAUUGGUCAAUGCCCACCCAUUUCUCUCUUGCAGGUGGAGAAGCACUGUACCAGUCUGAGUGCCAAUUCUGCCCCCAAGGCUGCACCGCCAGCCCCUCCAGUUUCCAUCAGCCUCUACUAUGAAAGCCUCUGUUCAGGUUGUCGGGGCUUUAUGGUCAUGCAACUCUUCCCCACAUGGCUGAUGUUGCGCUCCAUCAUGAACGUCACCCUGGUGCCCUAUGGGAAUGCCCAGGAGACAAGGGGACCCUCUGGGUGGCAGUUUGAGUGCCAACAUGGCCAAGAUGAAUGCCUGGGCAACAUGAUAGAGACUUGCCUCAUGGACCAUUUCCGGGACAUGGAUUAUUCCUUCCCACUCAUCUUCUGCAUGGAGUCCAGCCGUAACGUCACCCAGAACCUUCCAACAGUAAGUCUUGCUUAUCCAGAUGCCCGUCUGUGGCAACUGAUGGUUGCAAAGGGAGUGGGGCAAGAGAGGGAGAAAGCUAGGGGUCUCUGGGUCCAGAGGACAUGCUUCCAGGGAUGGCAUGAAAUAGCAGUCCUAAUUGCCUUCUGCACCAAAAGUGGCAAAGUAAGUUUCUUAGUUUCUUAGUUUCUGGCCUGUUUUAUUUGCAUUUUAAGCUUCCUAGAACUGUUGAUGGCUGCCCUGAGUUCAAGGCAUGCUUGGGCUGGAAGGCUCCAUUUCAUCAUCAUCGGUGCCCCUCCGUAAUGCUGUUCGCAGAUGAUCUGUCUGCCUUUCAUGCAAAGACUCGUGUCAAAUAAAACUUGUUAGCCUUGAGGCUGCCGCUCUUCUCAAAGUCCCGAGGGAGAAUGCCUGAAACUUUUCAAUAAUCCAGUUUGACAUCACUUUGACUGUUAUGGCUCAUUUCUAUGGAAUUCUGAAUACUAGUUUCGUAAGACAUUUCACUUUCUCUGUCAGAGAGCUCUGGUGCCACAGCA
Messenger RNA from Sceloporus undulatus (fence lizard), 1082 nucleotides. RefSeq names its product IFI30 lysosomal thiol reductase (gene IFI30). The coding region runs from base 16 to 735 and encodes 239 amino acids. Lineage: Eukaryota; Metazoa; Chordata; Lepidosauria; Squamata; Phrynosomatidae. Gene Ontology annotation, molecular function: oxidoreductase activity, acting on a sulfur group of donors, disulfide as acceptor. The transcript has 3 exons. The record is from RefSeq and is a predicted model, not a curated record. Gene Ontology annotation, cellular component: lysosome.